Messenger RNA from Bufo bufo (common toad), 6279 nucleotides. RefSeq names its product lysine acetyltransferase 6A (gene KAT6A). The coding region runs from base 320 to 6031 and encodes 1903 amino acids. Gene Ontology annotation, biological process: nucleosome assembly; regulation of DNA-templated transcription. Gene Ontology annotation, molecular function: DNA binding; histone acetyltransferase activity. Lineage: Eukaryota; Metazoa; Chordata; Amphibia; Anura; Bufonidae. The transcript is spliced from 17 exons. The record is from RefSeq and is a predicted model, not a curated record. Gene Ontology annotation, cellular component: MOZ/MORF histone acetyltransferase complex; nucleosome.
CGCCUUACCUCCCCGGGUUUCACUUUUCAAGAUGGCCGCCGCAUCAGCCCGGGGUGUCUCCGCGCUCCGUCGCUGCUGCCUCCUGGGACUCCCGGUUUGAUCAUCUCGACGUCGCUCCUGCUCUUCGCCUGCAGCCGCUUGUGUCUCCUGCUAGGACUCUCCUAAGGUUAUCGUCACGCCAUACCAAGACUGGUGGACUUUGGCGAGGUUGGCUUGAGAGGAGCUUGGUGUGUGCUAUGGUGAGCCAGCCUCCGGGCAGCGCCAGCCUCCUUUCAUCCCUCCAGGACCAAGGAUAAACCUCUAUGGAUAUACAGUCAUCAUGGUGAAGCUGGCUAAUCCUUUGUAUACGCAAUGGAUCCUGGAGGCCAUCAGGAAGGUGAAGAAACAGAAGCAGCGCCCCUCGGAGGAGCGCGUCUGCAACGCCGUGUCCACUUCGCACGGCCUGGAUCGCCACACUGUCUUGGAGCAGCUGGAGCUCAGUGUAAAAGAUGGAACAGUACUUAAGGUUACCAACAAGGGGCAGAACUCCUACAAAGACCCUGAUAACCCAGGCCGCCUGGCACUACCUAAGACUGUCAGGAACUCGGGGCGGCCAGAGGGUUUGGACUGGCAGUGGCUCUUGAGGAAGGCACUAGAGGGGCUCUCCGAGCCUGGGGGCUCUUCUCUGAAGAGCAUUGAACGCUUUUUGCGUAGUCAGAGGGAUGUGGUGGCAACCUAUGGGGGCAAUACAAGUCCAACUUCAGCUUUCCACCAGCAGUUACGGCUUUCUAUCAAGCGGGCUCUGGGCCAUGGGAGAAUUAUAAAGGAGGGCGCCUUUUACAGGCUGAAUUCCAAGCUGAUGGAGGUCAAACUAGGAUGGGAAUGCUUGGCCUCGCUGCCACCAGUGUGUUUACUGCCUCAUGAAAAAGACAAGCCGGUCGCUGAGCCCAUCCCAAUAUGCAGUUUUUGUCUAGGAACAAAGGAGCAUAAUCGAGAAAAGAAACCAGAGGAACUCAUAUCAUGUGCGGACUGCGGAAACAGCGGUCACCCGUCCUGUCUCAAGUUCUCUCCAGAGCUGACAAUACGUGUUAAAGCCCUGCGCUGGCAGUGUAUUGAAUGCAAGACCUGCAGUUCGUGCCGGGAUCAGGGCAAAAAUGCUGACAAUAUGCUAUUCUGUGACUCGUGUGACCGAGGGUUUCACAUGGAAUGCUGUGAGCCGCCUCUUACAAGAAUGCCGAAAGGCAUGUGGAUAUGUCAGAUUUGUCGACCUCGGAAGAAAGGUAGAAAGUUACUUCACAAGAAGGCUGCGCAGAUCCGCCGACGUUACACUAACCCCAUAGGGCGCCCUAAGAAUCGUUUAAAGAAACAAAGUGCAACGACUAAAAACCCUUUUGGAAAAGGCCGUGGCGGCCAAGGCAGAGGAAGGAAGCGCAAGAUGUCGUCUUGUACGUCCUCGUCAUCAGAGGAAGAUGGCAGGAGCUCCGACCCCUCACAUGGCUCCUCCUCUGCCGUUCCUUUCAACAAGAAGACAAAAGGUCUUAUUGAUGGGCUGACAAAGUUCUUCACCCCCUCUCCUGAUGGACGCAAGGCACGGCCAGAAUCAUUGGACUACUCCUUACAGCGUUCACGCAAGAGGGGACCGCGGAAGUCUGGACAGUCGGAUUGGGACAAUCACGACGGUUGGGAUAACAGAGGGGAUGGGGAUGAUCGUUUAGCAAUGGUUUCAGAUAAAGAAAUAGAGCUCUUUGAAGACAUCCAGCAGCAGGCACUGCAGAAAGUUGGUGUCAACGGCCCCCCGGACCCACAGGUUCGCUGCCCGUCAGUCAUAGAAUUUGGAAAAUAUGAAAUUCAAACAUGGUACUCGUCUCCAUAUCCACAAGAGUACACAAGGCUUCCCAAGUUGUACCUAUGUGAAUUUUGCCUCCGUUACAUGAAAAGUCAAACCAUGCUACAACAGCACAAGAAAAAAUGUGGCUGGUUCCAUCCGCCUGCCAACGAAAUCUACCGCAAGGACCACCUUUCUGUCUUUGAGGUGGAUGGAAAAGUGAGCACCAUCUACUGCCAAAAUCUCUGCCUUCUGGCCAAGCUCUUCCUGGACCACAAGACCCUGUAUUACGACGUCGAGCCCUUCCUCUUCUACGUGCUAACACAGAAUGACUCUAAAGGAUGUCACCUGGUCGGCUAUUUCUCCAAAGAGAAGCACUGCCAGCAAAAGUACAACGUGUCCUGCAUCAUGAUCCUUCCGCAAUACCAGAGAAAAGGAUACGGCCGCUUCCUCAUAGACUUCAGUUAUCUUCUGUCUAAACGAGAAGGCCAAGCCGGGUCUCCCGAGAAACCACUGUCUGAUCUUGGCCGACUGUCGUAUAUGGCUUAUUGGAAGAGCGUGGUGCUGGAGUGUUUGCACCACAACCGGGAGCAGCAGCUGAGCAUCAAUAAACUCACCAAACUGACGGGCAUUUGUCCUCAGGACAUCGCUGCCACGCUGCAGCAGUUGCACAUGCUGGAAUUGCGAGGGGACCGCAUUGUGCUGGUGCGACGAGAUCAGCAGAUCGACGCACAUAUGAACAAACUACAAGCCCGGCCACGGCAAGUGGAGGUAGAUCCAGAAGCUCUGAGGUGGACCCCAGUCAUUGUCAGCAACUCUGUCGUUUCUGAUGCUGAAGUGGAAUCCGACGAGGAGGAAGAGGAGACAGAAAGGCAACCAAUCAAUAACAACAAUCAGCCAGUGUUGAGAAGUAUGACCUUAGAAUACAAGGAAAGAGAAACAUGUCACACGCUGGAGAAAGAGAAGAGCCCACCAAGCUGUCCUCUCAGUCCGUUAUCUCCAGAGCCCUGCUUCCCACAUCCCCGUCAGUUCCAAGACUUAAUAUGCAGUUUGCCGGCUAACACUCGACCAGCAGGUAGAGGGCGACGAGGGAGACGUGGAAGAAGGGGACGAGCAUCCAACAGAAGCGCUGACCUGUUGCGGUUACUGGCGAGGGAAGCCCCGGGACCUCCUAGACGGACUGGUGAACGUGGCCGCUCCGGCUCUCGCAGGGGGAGGCUGAAAAGGCUGGCAGAUUCUGUGCUGCGAAGGGACUUCUUGGAACAUCAGCAAAGGCUUUCCCAGCGCUACGAGACGGAGCGCCCUCAGCUCAGACGGUUCAGCGAGAGCAGCGAGGAAGAGGAGGAUGAGGAUGAAGAGACUCACAGUCUACGUUCUGACUCCCCACCAAUACUGACCAAACCCACACUAAAACGGAAGAAACCUGGACCUCAUCGCAGGAGACGUGUGAGGAGGCGCAAGCACCAUCACAACAGCAGUGUUGUUACAGAAACCAUUUCUGAGACCACCCAAGUUUUGGAUGAGCCAUUUGAUGACUCUGACUCAGAGCGUCCGAUGCCAAGACUGGAGCCAGAAGAAGAAAGCAAUGGCCGUGGUGGCUCUUUACCACCAGAUUACUUCCCCUACCUCACCCCACACACUCUGCUAAGACGAAACCGCCCGUUAGGCAAAAGGAGAUCCAUCAGUCAACAGUUACAAUUGUCGUCAGUACAACCGCCUGCUGCAAACCUGAGGGCUGUAGAUGAAGCAGUUACUUUGCCGGAUCCUAAUCCUCCUCCUCCUCCUGUAAAGAAGAAAGGAUGGCCGAAGGGCAAGAGCAGGAAACCUCUCCACUGGAAGAAGCGACCUGGACGUAAACCAGGAUUUAAGCUGAAGCGGGAUCCACCACCAGAACCAGAGCCUACACAACCUGCUCCUUCCAGACCAGGACGCAAGCCCAGGAUUAGGGAAGAAGAACCACCUCCUGCAGAAGAUAAGAUCCCUGAAGUAAAGGAACCUGAAGAGGAGGAAGAGGCACCAGUGGAAGAUAAAAAAGCUAGUGAAGAAGAGGAGCCAGCCAUUGCUACUGUGCAGCCAGCAUCGCCAUCUGAAAGCAGCAGCAGCAGUACCAGUGGCAGUGAUAUUUCCUCCCGGGAAGCUGAAAACCAUCCGGCAUCUCCAGAACCACAGAGGGACACUAUUGAAGAGCCCCAACCUAUUGCUGAGGAAGCAGAGCCGGAAGAGGAGGAAGAGAGGGUGGUUGAUGAAAAGGAACCCAUAGUUGUACCAGCAUCUAACCAACAGGAAGAUCAUGAUGCAGAUGAUGAGGAUGAAGGGACAAAAGAGGCAGAUGAAAGGGAAACGUUACCACAGGACACUGUGCAUGAGGAAUCUGAACAACAAGAACCUAGUUUGGGAAGUAGUGAAGAAGAGGAGAAGGCGGAUGGUGAGCAGGAACCAACCGAGAGCAAUGAUCAGCCUUCAUGUCUAGAAGAGGAAGAGAACAGCCCAGAAAAGAUAGAAGAGGAACCCAAAGAAGAAGAGGAAGAGGAGGAAGAGUACGGUGAAGAAGAAAACCCCCACACAGAGCUCGAUUUAGAGACUGUGCAGGCAGUGCAAUCACUGACACAGGAAGAAGGGAGUGAGCGUGAUGAUGGGACCUAUGGGGAUUGUGAGGAUGAGACUCAUGCAGCUUGCCAGACUUUGCAGAGUUUUACACAGGCUGAGGAAGAGCCACAGCUGGGUUUGUCCGACGAGUGCCAUCCCUCAGCACAUGACAGUCCAAUCUCCUCUGUUCACUCACACCCUAGCCAGUCCGUGCGGUCAGCAAGCAGCCCAAGUGUGCCUCCAGCUCUGGAGACUAAUGGAACAGGCGGGUACCCUCAAAUCAGCCCAGAUGCAGGCUCCCUCUCUGCUCCGUCUAUGCAGAAUCUGGAAACGACCAGUCCAAUGAUGGAUGUGCCCUCCGUGUCGGACCAUUCACAGCAAGUGGUGGAUAGCGGCUUUAGUGACUUGGGCAGUAUUGAGAGCACAACUGAAAACUAUGAAAAUCCCAGCAGUUAUGACUCCAGCAUGGGGGGCGGCAGCAUUUCCUCACAAAGCAGCUGUUCAUAUGCCAGUAGUGGAAACGGCAGCGGAGCAGGGGGGCUGCAGUCUUCUGCCAGCUUGGCGCAGAACGGUUGUGCCGUGAGCCAGCAAAUGGCUGGAAUGGCAAGCAUGUUGCAGACAACCCAGGCUUGUAGCAUAAAGUCUCCCCAGAGUUGUGCCUCAGAACGUCCUCCUAGCAGCAGCAGCAGUAACAACCAGCCGCCGCCACCUCCCCCUCCACCGCCACCAUUGCCCCCGCAGCAGCCUCAGCCGCCACCACAGCAACAGCCCCCAAUGUCACAAUGCAGCAUGAACAACAGCUUUGGCCCCUCGCAAAUGAUCAUGGAAAUACCAGACCAGAACAAUGGCAGCAAUCUCAGCAUCUACCCAGGGGAUUUUGGGGCUGGUGGCUAUUCGCAGCCCUCAGCCACUUUUAGCCUGGCAAAGUUGCAGCAGCUUACCAACACCAUCAUGGACACUCAUCCUAUGCCUUACAGCCACGCUCAGGCCGUCACCUCCUAUGCAAACAGCGUGUCCCUUUCAAAUUCGGGCCUGUCCCAGCUCACUUCUUCACACCCUUUGGCAGGGGCAUCCCAAGCACAAGCCACCAUGACCCCACCUCCUGCUAUGAACCUACUACCGUGUAAUAUGUCGGCAGGCAACCUUGGCAUCUCCCACAGCCAGCGUAUCCAGAGUCAGAUGCCUGUCAAGGGGCAUAUCUCUAUCCGCUCAAAAUCUGCACCACUUCCUGCUGCCCCAUCCCCUCACCAGCAGCAGUUGUAUGGGCGUAGCACGCCAGGUAUGCAGCCUGCCUCUCGGGCACUCGCCGUCCAGCGGAGCAUGAACAUGGGAGUCAAUCUUAUGCCCACCUCACCGUAUAAUGUCAACACCAUGAACACAUUGAACGCCAUGGGUGGGUACCGCAUGUCCCAACCUAUGGUCAACAGUUCUUAUCAUAGCAACGCGGCCUAUAUGAACCAGACAACACAGUACCCCAUGCAGGUUGGCAUGGGCAUGAUGGGUGCCCAGGCCUAUACCCAACAACCUAUGCAGCCGAACCCCCAUGGAAAUAUGAUGUACACACCUCCUACUCACCACUCCUAUAUGAAUUCCCCUCCUGUCCCCAAACAGACUCUUAACUCCCCCUAUAUGAGGAGAUGAGGGGGGCACCGGAACUACCCCAAAAGUUGUCCUCUUGCAGACUAUAAAUACGGCCUUUUAUACUGACAGGACUUUUAUCCCCUGUUCCUUAUAUCCCUUUGCUGUAGAUUUAAUAUUAUGUUUUUUAUUGUUAUUUUAUUUCCCCUUCCCCCUUGCAAAAAAAAAUAUCAUUUUGAGGGUUUUUGUUCCUGUUUUUCUCUCCAUUUUCUCGUUCACUCUCCAGUUUAUAUGAAAGUGUCGGUGGAUUA